Molecule: messenger RNA, 1695 nt
Organism: Hermetia illucens (black soldier fly)
Lineage: Eukaryota; Metazoa; Arthropoda; Insecta; Diptera; Stratiomyidae
Exons: 3
Coding region: 146-1522 (458 amino acids)
Biological process (GO): SCF-dependent proteasomal ubiquitin-dependent protein catabolic process
Cellular component (GO): SCF ubiquitin ligase complex
Source: RefSeq, a predicted model, not a curated record
CUCAGGCAACCGUAUUGACGUAAAAGUGAACACAGUUGGAGGUUUUCUCAGAUGUUUUUGAUCGUUCCAAGCCUUCAAUUUUAGAUAGGAAAGUGGACUACAUUCAGUGUUAAGUUCGUCUAAUAUAGGAACUAGUGAAACAAAGAUGAAUAAAAAAGUUGGAACAACUCAGAAAACGCUCUCCGAACUCAACGACGAUUGCCUUCAACAUAUACUGUCAUUUCUACCUCUAACUGAUAAGCUCAUCCUCGGCAGCUAUUUGGGCGAAGAUAGGGUUCUCCAGGUAGUAUCAGAAAAGGAUGUGUUUUAUAUGGAAAAUUGUAUGAGACGUUUAACAGUGGAUGAGACCAUGCAGAUAUUAGAACGUUUUGGAUACCAAAUCAAGAAUAUUUCCCUAGCUCGUCCUAGUUAUUUCACAACUAACGAAAGAAGACCCUACUACGAGGUUAUAGAAGCACAUUGCCGUAGCCUGGAAGCUAUUCGCUUGUGGUAUCCAGCCUGUGAAUCUGAACUUGAAAUAUUUAGGAAAAUAUUAUUUACCAACAACUCUGUGGAAUCGAUUUGUGUAAGGCAAGAAGAUAGACAAAUUCGACACCAACUUUUACCCAUAAUUGGAAAUAUGCAGAGCAUAAAGUAUUUAGAUUUAACAGGUUUCCCCAAUCUGACUGGAGAAGAGAUAAGUCAAAUGACUAGCUUAGUCGAGUUAAACAUCAGUCGCUGUGAAUCGUUUGAUGUGGAAAAUUUCAUCAAACUCAUGAAUGGGAAUAAUCUGAAGUCCCUUGAUAUAUCCUAUUGCCGUUUUUUCAAAAACUUUGCGAUCCAAGCUUUCUGUGAUACACAACAUGAAUUAGAGCAUCUGGUCAUCGACGCGCUAACUUUGUCUGUAAACCAUGAACGGAUUGAACAAUUAAAAAAGCUCAAACAACUUACUUUAUACAACUUUAAACCACUCCGACAUGCAGCAGUUUUCAAAGAUCAUAAAUGGAACCUCCAAAUAGCGGAAAUAUCCUUGCCUUAUAUUAAGUCAUUGAAGAACCUAAAAGUUUUCCAUCUGCUGGAAUGUUUGGCUUUAGACGAUUACCAGCUCCAAGUACUUGCUCUGGGAAUACCCACCUUGGAAGACUUGCGGAUCGAUAUCCGUGUUGGAAGCGAUGUUUGCGAUGUUAGUGGUGAUGGGCUUAUCGAAUUAAUUAGGAUCUUAAAAAGUUUACAGAAAUUCCGCUUUAAGAUUCAUUCAAUAAAAUUCGAUUUCGAUCUACUUCACAAAAUUAUAGACGCUAAAAAACAGGGAAAUCCCCAACCACUCAAGAUAUACUGGGGAGGAGACAUCCACGAGGAUCUCCUUAAGUCGGGACUACAUCUUGAUAACUUGGAUGUAUUGGAGGUCAGGCCAGCAGAAAACUCUUAUCGUCCUCCGCAAUCACUUUGCCCUGUCCAUUGGAAAGUGGACGAAGUGGAGGAAAUACUUUUUUUACAAUAUGCAAAAUUACGUAUCGACAUUGACAGAAUGUUGAGGCUGUAAUUCAAGCGAUUCCUUAAAUUAUCCUCAAGUAAAUAUCUUUUUUAAGGUCAUACAAUAAAUAUUUGUAAAUCUAAAUACAUGAAUAUACACUCGCUAGAAAAAAUGUGCGUACACUAAGCAGUUCCUGGUUAUUCGUUAGUAAAACACACGAAUAAAUUAGUUUUUUAAAAACA